Pelodiscus sinensis (Chinese soft-shelled turtle) is the source of this 1407-nucleotide messenger RNA. It is a transcript of the gene PMF1, whose product is annotated as polyamine modulated factor 1. The record is from RefSeq and is a predicted model, not a curated record. Gene Ontology annotation, biological process: chromosome segregation. Gene Ontology annotation, cellular component: MIS12/MIND type complex. Lineage: Eukaryota; Metazoa; Chordata; Testudines; Trionychidae.
UAUCCGAGCGCUUGAAGACUUUUUGGCGGUUCAAGAUGGCGGCGGCUGGUAGCGAAGGGUCGGCGCUGGCGGACGGUGAGGUGGCCGCCGGCGGUGCUGCUUCCCUGCCGGCCCAAGAGGAGGAUCCGGGCCGCGGGCAGCUCUUCAACACCGUGGUGGACGCUUUCCUGGAGAAGCUGGUGGCCGCCGGCAGUUAUCAGAGGUUUGCAAACUGCUACCAUCGCUUCUAUAAACUUCAGCCUGAAAUGACCAGAAGUAUUUAUGAUCAGUUUAUAUCCCAAUUGCAAACUUCUAUUCGGGAGGAGAUUCAUGAGAUAAAGGAAGAAGGGAAUCUUGAGGAACUCUUUACCUCCAUGGAUAAAAUUGUGGAGGGAGCAAAGAAGCGAGAGGAGCCUGCAUGGCGCCCCAGUGGGAUCCCGGAGGAAGACAUUCGUAGCGCCAUGGUGCCGUACCUCCUGAAGCACCAGUCAUACCUGCGUAAAGCCCUGAAAGAAAAGGAAGAGGAGAACAGGAAACUGGCAGAGUCUGUAUUGGCCGGCCGGGAGAGAAUCUCAGAGCUGCAGCAGCAGAUACAAAGUCGCAAACAAGCAUGGCUGGCAAUUACUAAAGAACAGAGAGAACUAAUCAUGACAUUCCAGGAGCCCGAAUGAGGAGGCAGGGGAAGAUUUUGCACGAGUUUCACAAAGGGGUUUUAUGUUCAUCGAUGAAGCUCUGCCGAUCUUUUGGGAAGCGGGAUUCUCUGUGCAUUGCAUAACCCACUCAUAUCGUGCUGAAAUCUUGACUUGUGCCGAGCCUUUGCAUUCAUUUGUCAGAAUGGAGUGAACUGUUUUCAACACUGUGAAGAUCAGACAUUCUGAAACAGUCACGGGAAAUAAUGGAUCAAAAUAUGCUGAAAUGAGCAAGUGCACCAGGAUUUUUAGCCCCCGUUUUCCCCAUUAAACUCCACUGGAAGCGAGGGUCUCAAACAGGUCUCGAAAGUGAUAGCCGAUCUGUGCAUUUGCCCUGUGUUCUUGUAAGAGCUUUAUGAAACAGGGAAUUCUCGCUUUGCAAAUGUUAAUGAAUGGAGGGUUUUUAAUACUGAGCACUCUUGUGACCGCUCAUGAGAUUUCAGGAGUAUAAUAGAGUCCAUUCUAGGUACCUUACCCAGCAAGUUAAACACAGCUACAUUUGAAGGAAAGAGACAAAUAUCAAAACUUUGGUUCAUGUGAUUUCUAUCUGGCUAGAUGUUGAGGCGAGUGCUCAAAGCAUUGAUAGAGGUGUUCCCAGGAGAUAGGUUUUGGAUGACUUGUACAUAGGUAUUUAGAAUGGUAUUUUGACAUAGUAAAACUUUUUUGUAGCCUUAGCACUUUUAUUUUUUUUACAAGCACUUUCCAAUAAGCAGAAUAAACUCCUAUGUAGUAGUUGUCA